This is a messenger RNA of Seminavis robusta, 1634 nucleotides long. The record is from the annotation of a GenBank genome assembly. NCBI's taxonomy places the organism in Eukaryota, Bacillariophyta, Bacillariophyceae, Naviculales, Naviculaceae.
CAGUACCAUUGCGAUCACCGGAGGCAGCAUACUAGGGUCGUGGGUCGAGAUCAUAGAAUACCAGAAAGAUCAGUACCGUUACUGACGCUGCCAUAGUACCAUGUCCUCCCGUCCUGUUCUUACCUUGGAAGGUCUCUCGGAAGAUCUCCAGUUGAAGAUCUUUGGGCACUUGAAUGUUCUGGAUCUGCGUGUGGCUGCCUGUGUGUGUCGGCACUGGAACUCUGUCAUAAAGCCAUUGGAUUUGGGAUUGCUGGUGAUGACCAUCUCAGGCUCCAAUGAAGUGGCCUUGCUGUCUUCUUCCUCCUUCAGCAAAACUAGUAUUACCUCUAGCAUUGUCCAAAGGUUUGCGGCAUCCCCCAACUGCCGAAAGAGGAAGCGUUAUACCCCGCAAACAACGAGGGGCCGUUUUGCCUUCCAAUGGCCCACCUGCUUGGCCGUGGGACCAGAGAAGCAACUCUACCUGAGUCAAUAUAAAGUCCAAGGAGUUUUAGAGUUUCGUCCUUGCCCCAAAGGAUACCAAUAUAGAAGAACGUUGGCGAGUGGACGAAACUUGGCAUCUCCCGAAGGCUUGGUACUUGCCCACAAUAGUCUCUAUGUGGUCUCGACACAGAAUGCCACCAUUUCACGGCUCUCACUCUCCACGGGAGCGCUCCUAGAACGGGCUGGACCCUCACAUGGCAUGAAUGGCUUUUGGGCCCUCUGGGGCAUGACUAUCAGUCCUUGUCAGAGAUACUUGCUCAUUGCAGGACAUAUCUGUGGUGAGGGAGAUUUCCGACAACCGACCGACACUCCUACCGGAGCUAUCUUAUGUCUUGAUCUUCAACCCAACGGGUCCUUUCAAAGGAACCAGCGCCAAGGUACUAUUGUGGGCUAUUAUGCCAUUCCAGCGCCUGCCUCUCUUGCCCUAAAUCGACCCUCGGAUCCACAGUACUGCCGACAUGGGAUGCUCCAUGUAUCCACCUUUGCUCCUAAUGCUACCGGUGGAAGGAGGAUUCAAAAAUUCUGCUUGCCAAAACAACAGAAGCCACCAAACAAUCACGGGGAGGACGUAAUUCGCCACUGGGGAUGGCUACAAGAAGCUGACCGAGUCAAUUCCUGGGGGAUUGCAUUUUCCACCAAGACGGAUCAAGUCUUCCUCACGUCUUCCAAUACCCGGAACUCCGCAAAUGCCACCAAUAAUGGGGGCCAAAUCUUGCAAUUGCCAACUUGCGGAUGCCACCAGCUAGAUCUUGCCAGCAAUACUAAGCCACCGCAUGCCAUAUCCUGUGGUGACUUGACGGCGCUGGUGGACGGUCAGCGUGUUGAAUUGAACCAACCCUACUAUGUUCGUUCCAUUGAUUAGGAACUAACUACAGUACGCAUGGUAUACUGUACUGUACAGCAGCCAGUGGCACGAAUCGGCUAUUUCGGAAACACUUAGUUGUACAUGUAGCUAUGGUAUUCGCCACGGUAGUUUACGUUGCUAUUUACGUCUAGUAGGAGCAAUUGACUAUAAUAUAGGCUAAGAAUACAUGCAAAAAUCAAGCUUCGUCUCCGCCAGAAACAAAGGGCGUCUUCAUGGCCCGCAGGCAUGUAUUUGCAACUGUUCCAACACAAGAUCUCGAGACAGUUGACCUUUGCCUUCCACAUCCACC